AUGGCGUCUGGAGGGGCCAGAUAUCUGAGAUAUAUUCUCUUUGCCUUCUUUGGGCUGGCGGUCAUCUACUUCAUUUCAUCUUCCUCGACACCAAGAGUCCCUUCCGACCUACUUGAUAACAAGAAGGAUUUCACUGGCAUACCCACCAAGGCCGGUUCUGAUCUGAAGAACACGACACCGAAUACAGCUGGGGGUCUUGCUCCUGCCACCAAUGAUGGACCUCGAAUGAAUGCGACAUUCGUCACGUUGGCACGAAACUCAGACUUAUGGGAGAUUGCGCGAUCAAUUCGUCAGGUGGAGGACCGAUUCAACAGGAAGUUCCAUUAUGAUUGGGUAUUCUUGAACGACAAGCCCUUCGACGCAACAUUCAAGAAGGUCACUACGUCAUUGGUAUCUGGCACCACUCACUAUGGAGAAAUUCCCAAGGAACAUUGGUCUUUCCCAGACCACAUUGAUCAAGAGAAGGCCCGCAAGGUUCGUGAGGAUAUGGCCCAACGGAAGAUUAUCUAUGGAGACUCUAUCAGCUACCGUCAUAUGUGCCGAUUCGAAUCUGGCUUCUUCUUUCAGCAACCAUUGAUGCUUAACUACGAAUGGUACUGGCGAGUUGAGCCAAGCGUAGAGCUUUUCUGUGACAUUGACUACGACGUCUUCAAAUUCAUGGCCGAUAAAAAGAAGAAGUACAGCUUCGUGCUAAGCCUAUACGAAUACGUGGAGACUAUCCCUACUUUAUGGGACAGCACCAAGAAGUUCAUGAAGGCGCAUCCCGAGCACAUUGCCAAGGACAAUUCUAUGGGAUUUUUGAGUGACGAUGGCGGAGAGACGUACAAUCAUUGUCAUAUGUGGUCCAACUUUGAAGUUGGUAACCUCAAUUGGCUGCGAUCGAAAGCCUACACCGACUAUUUCGAAUCUCUUGACCAGGAUGGUGGAUUCUUCUACGAGCGUUGGGGCGACGCUCCAGUACAUUCGAUUGCUGCCAGUCUUCUCCUGAACAAAGAUGAAAUCCACUUCUUCGAGGACAUCGCCUACUACCACGUUCCAUUUACCCAUUGCCCAACCAGUGACAAGCAGAGGUUGGAACUGAAGUGUCACUGCAAUCCAAAGGAUAACUUCGACUGGAAGGGAUACUCUUGUACAUCACGAUUCUUCGAUAUUAACGGGAUGGAAAAGCCAGAGGGAUACGAAAAUCAACAAGACUAA
Hyaloscypha bicolor E is the source of this 1197-nucleotide messenger RNA. Its product is annotated as glycosyltransferase family 15 protein. Gene Ontology annotation, biological process: cell wall mannoprotein biosynthetic process; protein N-linked glycosylation; protein O-linked glycosylation. Gene Ontology annotation, molecular function: alpha-1,2-mannosyltransferase activity. Bases 1 to 1197 code for a protein of 398 amino acids. The record is from RefSeq and is a predicted model, not a curated record. Gene Ontology annotation, cellular component: membrane; Golgi apparatus. The transcript has 4 exons. Lineage: Eukaryota; Fungi; Ascomycota; Leotiomycetes; Helotiales; Hyaloscyphaceae.